AUGCAACACAUACCCGCCUCGUCCCUCGAAGACCUCCCCUCUCGCAUCGCAUACCUCUCCUCCUUCCUCUCACUCACAGCCGAAGAUGGAGAGGCGCUGCUAGCUUCCAAACCGCUCGUUGCUCCCCUCGUGCCCGCGAUUUUAGAUGCGGUGUACACGAAGCUAUUGAGUUUCGACAUCACGGCCCAGGCGUUUGUUCCCAGGAAUACUGAAUAUGAGGGCGAGACGGUGAAGAGUGUGCAGGAGCUUACGAUGAGCCAUCCGCAGAUUGCGAUGAGGAAGGACUUCUUGAAGAAUUAUCUUGUGAAAUUGGUAUCGACGAGUGAUCUCUCGCCGCAAAGCCCGUUCUGGGCUUAUCUCAACAAUGUUGGGAUUAUGCACACCGGCAAACCGGGCUUCAAGCAUAGAGAAAAGAGGCCAGACUUGAGAGUCGAGUAUAUUCAUAUGGGUGCUCUGCUUGGAUAUGUUGUUGACAUUGUCGUGGGAGCGGUGAUGGAGAUGGGUGAGAUUGACAAUGUGAUGAAGUCGAGGGUUAUUCGAGCACUGAAUAAGGUGGUUUGGAUCCAGAAUGACUUGUUUGCUAGGCAUUAUAUUGGCAAGGUGGAGGUGGAGACUUUGACGCCACCACCUGAGGAAGUAGCUGAGGGGUUGACUGAGGCGCGGAAAGGGGGAUGUCCAUUUUCUGGGUAA
Hyaloscypha bicolor E is the source of this 690-nucleotide messenger RNA. RefSeq lists its product as uncharacterized. Bases 1 to 690 code for a protein of 229 amino acids. Lineage: Eukaryota; Fungi; Ascomycota; Leotiomycetes; Helotiales; Hyaloscyphaceae. Gene Ontology annotation, molecular function: heme binding; oxygen binding. The transcript is spliced from 2 exons. The record is from RefSeq and is a predicted model, not a curated record.